Salvelinus sp. IW2-2015 is the source of this 2324-nucleotide messenger RNA. Its product is annotated as receptor activity-modifying protein 3-like. NCBI's taxonomy places the organism in Eukaryota, Metazoa, Chordata, Actinopteri, Salmoniformes, Salmonidae. Gene Ontology annotation, molecular function: coreceptor activity. Gene Ontology annotation, biological process: receptor internalization; G protein-coupled receptor signaling pathway; intracellular protein transport. Gene Ontology annotation, cellular component: membrane; signaling receptor complex; cell surface. The record is from RefSeq and is a predicted model, not a curated record.
AGGAAGCGCAGAAGUCAUUUUAACAACGAGAUGUGCAGGAAAGCUCAUAUGGAGGUUUGAUCAGAGGAGCCAGACUUGGGGAGGUGUUGCGGAGUUCGAAGUUUCAAACACGGGCUGACAAUUUUGCGUGACGACAUACUCGUGAACUAUGAAAGAACUUGCGCGCGCGUGCUUUCAGUGAAUUUGGAUAAUUAUGGUUUGCCACAGACAUUCAUCACUCAGCUGAGAUAUCAUUGAAUGCAUCUGAAUCGUGUGUGUGGGAUCUUUAUUCAAGACGUGAUGGAUACAAAUUCUUUGGCUGUGUUGAAACUUCUACUUGUUGGAAUUUUGGUGAACUCUUGGAUGACAAGAGGAUUGUCAGCCACCGAGAAUAUCAAUGUUGAGUCUAUACCACGAAGGCCUAGUGUGGCUCUGUGCAACGAGACCCAGCUGCUGUCGGAGAUGGAGAUGUGUGGAGAGGGUUUCAAGCGAGAGAUGGCUUACGUGGAUCCCCAGAACUGGUGCAACUUAACACACUUCAUCAGUGUGUACCACGUCUUCUCGCUGUGCACAGAGACCAAUGCCGGGCGCAUCAACUGCUACUGGCCCAACCCGCUGGUGGAGAGCUACAUCAUCCGCAUCCACAAGCACUUCUUCUCCAACUGCACCCUGGAGAGGGUGAUCCUGGUGGACCCACCAGAUGACACACUCACCAUCCUCAUCCUCAUCCCUGUCUUCCUCACCCUGGCUAUGAUCGCGCUGGUGGUGUGGUGCAGUAAGCGCAGUGACAUCCUGGCUUAAGAUGUUGGUUUGUUUGGUUCCUAUAUGGCUGUCCAGAGACCCAUGAACUUCUUUGAAUGAAAAUACUUUAUUGAUCCCCAGAGGGGAAAUUGGAUUAGACAGGUAGCCUGGGAAGACAGGUAGGGAACCUACGAAGGGAACUUUUGUUUGUUCAUUGUGUCAUUUCAGGAUUUUGGUGGAUUGAAUGGACCAAAAGAAGCUACUUAACGCCUUUGAGGGAGAUGCAUCCUAAAUCCAUUUUGCUAGCUUGAGACGGUCCAAGCCCUUUUGAGAGAUAUACAAGGACUCAAGGCACAGAGCUACAAGACAUUCAGGAUUGUUGAUCCUUGGUGUGAAAAGGGACAGACGCCCAGGGACUGCCUCAACAUCAUCACCUAUCAGACGCCGUUUAAGCUUGUGGGUAUAUAUUCUGGUGAAGAGUCUUCUCAAUGGGAGAACACGGACAAGUUGACACCUGAACAUGUACAAUACUUUUCUGUACCAGUGCCGUCUACUGUAAAGACCCUGAAUUUUCCUUCCUUUAUCGCCUGCCAUUCUUUCUCAACAGCAAUGUUCCUGGCACCAUGGCCUUCUUCACGCUUCCUCGUCUGUUAUGUGUUGUCACUAUCAGUUCAAGCUGCAAAGAUGGAUACAACAAUUUCUUUCCAAAAAAUACCUAACCCUGAUUUAACUUACCUUAACCACACCCCUAACCAUAUGCCUAACCAAAACCUUAAUUUAAGACCAAUGCUAAUUUUCAUGUUCAUGAUAUAGGCAAUUCUGACUUUGAAGCUUGGCCAUAGAAUGGGAACAAGCCCUAUAUGUGUCGCUUAGACUAGAGAACUUGGUUUGUUUCUUGAAGUGAAAUGGUUGUUUGACUUCAUUAUUUAUCUUGUCUCUGGGUUGUCAUUGCAAUGGCCCAAAAGUUGUUAUCACUGAUUGCACUGCUCAUGUGGUGAAACCUCAGCAGGAAUUCUGCUCACUCUAAUUGUAAUUUAAUUUCACAGUUUAAUCGUUCUGGGAGGUAUUGGCGGUAGGAACAUAAAUCACUGUCAAGAUUACGGACUCGUUUUGAGAGAAUUUCGUUGUGCCAGAACUUUUGGUAUUGAGGAGCUAUUGAAUUAUUUACUGUAAUGCUAUUUAAUGUUUUAAUUAAAUUACUUAGAAUUAGUCAAUGCUUUGGUUAUUAAUCAACAUGUCCAUAGUGCAAUGUCAUUUGCCCCUUUUUGUCCUCUGCCGCUUCGAAACCAUUCCUACCUCUACUUCAAACUACAUCCAUCUCGAUGUAACUCCAAUUCAACUGAAACAUCCUUAGUACGGUGGUCAUAAAAUAAUUAUAUUGUUUUGACAUUUCAGUGUGUAAAUGUAGUUAAACAGUCACAUCUGCAAAAAAAUGUUCUGACGUUUAGGUUAAUUUCAAGGUAAAACUCAACAAUGCUGUAUGAUACAUUACCAUAUGGGCAAAGCUACUAACAAGGCCGUAUGAACGUUUCAGAAGGGAUUGGGGGGAUGUUCAUAUUCGUCAUCAGUGGUGUAAAGUACAAAAGUAAAAAUACUUUAAAGUA